UAUCCCGUAAUGCUCUAAUGCAAACGAAAAAUUAGAUGACGUUAUUUGCAUCACAUGACUGCCUACACGAUAAAUCAUAUCCCGCGUUUUUUGCUAUUGGAAACAUCUGCGCACGGAAUCAUCACUUCGCUCUCUCAUGCGUCUUCGAAUUCUUCAUAUUUCUGAUCUGAAAACGAUUUGGAUUCUAUCGUUAUUCUGCUAAAUUCUAAGGAUGGUUUAUUCUAUAAAUCUCACCGUACCUACGCCACUGGGUGGACCACAACGCCUAGAAAAAAAAGUUGGAAGUAGUCCAUAUUCUGGAUAAGCUUUGUGUUCUAAUGCAAACGAGAAAUUAAAUGACUACACAUUAUUUCUUCCAUCUGUAUUCGAUAGAUCCUAUACCGUACUUUCUACUACCGAAAACAUCUCUGCACGAAAUUGCUCCGCUGUUCCCUGCAUCUUCGAAUUCUGUCACAUUUCUAAAUUGGAAAAACGAUUUGGAUAGUGUUAUUCCAUUGUUAUCCUACUAAAUUCUAAAGAUGCAUUCUAUAAAUAUCCUACAGCCACAAAUGAACUCUCCAGUUCGUGAAGAAAAUAUUUCUCCACAUGCUUCAGGAAGAGACCACCUCCUCUCCUACCUACUGUGUCCUAUUCAACACCAGAAUGUAUUGUUUCUUAAUCGACGUGGUCGUGACCCUCUCUCAGUCCAGUGGACCUGACAAUCUUUCUAAUCCACCAUGGGUCCUUCUCACUUUGUUCUUCAUCCAUGGUUCCUCGUCUUUCAUCGCCCUUCCGGACCCGAGACAGGGAAACUCCGUCAACCAGUCCGAAACAAGCCCACAAUCAUCUGGUAAACGCACUCACGGACUGGACGCUGAUCUAGUGCCGGAUGAUGCACAGAGCUCAGCCAACUUCUUCACCUCGGACAUAGGGGGAACCUUCGACCUCCCGACCGACUAUGGGACAGGAGUCUUUGAUCAAUUCCCGGACUUGUCUUAUUUCCCGGAAUUCGGCGAGAUUUUCCGCAUUUCCCGGACAACCACGCCGCAGCCUCCUUUCAGAUUUCCUUCCUACGUCCGAGAGGCAUUUCCUGACAGCUCAGGCGGAUCAGCGAGUGCCUUCAGCGAUUCUUACGGUGGCCGGCGGCCUUCCAGAAGACCCCCUCGCCCGGCAUCGAGCGGGACCCGGACUAAGGUCGCCAAGCAUAAUCAGAAUGAGCCCAAGGAAAAGGCGAGGGCUUUAAAAAGCAAGCCGACGCCAGGAAAAUCGAGGACCUACCCGAAGAUCUUCAGAUUCACAGCAGACAGGGUGAAUUUGGCGGAUUUCGACAUGAAGAAAAAGGUGAACGAGAAUUAUCUGACUUUGUCCAAGGGGGACGAACUCGAUUCAGAUAGGGUCAAAAGGAACGAGUUUUUGAUUCUUCAUGGGGGUGUGUUCGAAAUCGAACCAUCGGGUAGGUCGGGACUGAUAGCGGCCAGUAGUGAUCCGCACACAGAAGUCACACCAGUAGAUGACAAUGCUGGAAGAGAUAAGCGGGAAUUGAACAGAACGCCAUACUUCUAUGCGGAGUGAUAUGUUUUAUUGACUUCAAUCCUGAAAUGGAUGAAAGUUGCAGCUAUAUUUGUGUCGUGGCAUUAAAACGUGAAUGAACUUAACUGUGAAUUAAAAGUUCUGUCUAAUCACACAACAUAUUGAAUUAUUACAGACGUGUAAUCAUUUUACUGUAUGCCAUCAACUGCCGUUCCAAGCACACAGGAAUAUGGCCAUUCUGAAUAAAUACAUUAUUUACACAUAAAA
Molecule: messenger RNA, 1776 nt
Organism: Argiope bruennichi
Lineage: Eukaryota; Metazoa; Arthropoda; Arachnida; Araneae; Araneidae
Exons: 5
Coding region: 586-1551 (321 amino acids)
Source: RefSeq, a predicted model, not a curated record